Molecule: messenger RNA, 702 nt
Organism: Lachancea nothofagi CBS 11611
Lineage: Eukaryota; Fungi; Ascomycota; Saccharomycetes; Saccharomycetales; Saccharomycetaceae
Source: the annotation of a GenBank genome assembly
AUGUACCAAACAAUUAACGUUUGCUUGGCGCUUACUCUAGCAGUUACCAAUGUAUGCGCUGCCCCCAUAAAAUUCAAUGACUCCAGUCCCGCUCUCCCACUUGAAAGUAUAAGUGGAUACUUGGAUUUGACUGGUGCAGAAGACUUGGCUCUUUUGCCGGUAUCAAAUGCGACCCACACCGGAAUACUAGUCGUGAACACUACGAUACUUGCAAGUGCUCUGGCAUCUGAAAGCAACUAUAACAAAAGAGAUGCCAACGCAGAAGCUGAGGCUGAACCCUGGAGUUGGUUAAGACUCGAUAGGGGCCAGCCAAUGUAUAAGAGAGAUGCCAACGCCGAAGCUGAAGCUGAACCUUGGAGAUGGUUGAGGCUCGACAGAGGCCAGCCUAUGUACAAGAGAGAGGCGGAGGCCGAAGCUGAAGCUGCAGCCCAACCUUGGACAUGGUUGAAGCUCGACAGGGGUCAGCCAAUGUAUAAGAGAGAUGCCAACCCAGAAGCCGAGGCCGAGCCCUGGAGCUGGCUAAGACUCGAUAGGGGCCAGCCAAUGUAUAAGAGAGACGCCGAAGCUGAAGCUGAAGCCGAACCUUGGAGAUGGUUGAGGCUCGACAGGGGUCAACCAAUGUAUAAGAGAGAUGCCAACGCCGAAGCUGAAGCUGAACCUUGGAGAUGGUUGAGGCUCGACAGAGGCCAGCCAAUGUAUUAG